AUGGAGGAGGCCCCUCAGACGAUAUUUGCUGAAAAAAGGGGAGGAGUGCCUAGCGAACACCGAGGGGCCCUGAAGGUGCGUAGCGAACACCGAGGGGCCCUGAAGGUGCGUAGCGAACACCGAGGGGUCCUGAAGGUGCCUAGCAAACACCGAGGGGCCCUGAAGGUGCGUAGCGAGCACCGAGGGGCCCUGAAGCGCCUCCAACCCACGCUGAGCACAGCCUUUGGCUCGGCCUUCCAAUAUGGCUGCAACAUCGCUGUGGUUAACACGCCGCACAAGGUCUUGAAGUCCUUUUAUAAUGAAACCUACUUUGAGCGACAUGGAGCCUUCAUGGAUGAGAAAGUCAUGCUGCUGCUGUGGUCCUGCACCAUGUCCAUGUCUCCACUGGGCAUCUUGGUGGGGCCCCUGCUUAUUGGCCUGCUGGUUGACAAAUGUGGCAGAAAGGGAACACUGCUGAUCAACAAUGUCUUCGCCAUCCCUGCCAUCCCGAAGUGAGUCAGCAAAGUGAGCAAAGCUUCCGAGCUGAUCAUCUUUUCUCGAGUGGCGCUGGGAGUCUGUGCAGGCAUCUCCUACAGUGCCCUUCCCAUGCACCUGGGAGAGUUAGCUCCCAAGAACCUUAGGGGUGCUCUGGGAACAAUGACGGAGGUGUUUGUCAUCGUGGGAAACUUCCUAGCACAGAUCUUCAGCCUGCAAGCCAUCCUGGGCAACCCUACAGGCUGGCCUGUGCGCUUGGCACUCACGGGGGUCCCCGCACUGCUUUGGCUCCCCUCUCUGCCCUUCUUCCCUGAGAGCCCGAGGUCCACCUUGAUUCAGAAAAGAGAUGAAGAAGAAGUUUGACAAGCUCUGCGGAAGCUGAGAGGCUGGGCAGAUGUGGAGGACGAGAUGGAAGAAAUGCACGUGGAGGACCAGGCCGAGAGGGCCAAGGGCCGCCUGUCUGUGCUCAGCCUCUUCGCGUUUCCGCCUGUCCGCUGGCAGCUGGUCUCCAUCAUCGUGCCCAUGGCCGGCCAGCAGCUCUCCAGGGUCAACGCGGUCAACUACUACACGGACAUGAUCUACACCUCCCUCGGCUGGCAUGGAGGCGGCUCAUUCCCAGUAACAGUGGGUGCCAGCGUGGUCAACAUAGUGAUGACCGUCAUCUCGGCAGGCGCCGUCGAGCGGCUGGGUAGGCGGCGCCUCCUGCUGGUCGGCUACGGCAUCCGCGUCUCCGCGCUGCGCUUCCAGAGCACGGUCCCUGAGCUGUCUUACCUUGGCAUCAUCUGGGUCUUCGCCUUCGCAGGACAUUCCAUCGGGCCCAGUCCCGUGCCCUCCGUGGUGAGGACGGCGAUCUUCCUGCAGUCCUCGCGGCCGGCCGCCUUCGCGGUGGACGGGGCCGUGCUCGGGCUCACCAGCGUCAUCGUGGGCUUCGCGUUCCCGUCCGUCCAGGAGGUCAGUGGUGCCUACAGCUUCAUUAUCUUUGCCAGAAUCUGCCUCCUCACUGCUGUUUACAUCUACGUGGUCAUUCUUGAGACCAAGGGCCGAACAUUUAUGGAGAUAAAGCAAAUUUUUGCCCAGAGAAACAGAGUGGAGCUUCUGGAGAAGAAAGAAGAAAUCACAGAUGCUGGGCCUCACAUACCGUCUCUGCCUGCCAGGGAGACUUCCUUUUAGUGGCUCAACACGUCCCCCAGAUGGCACAUUUAAGGCUUCCUUUUCUGAGGAAGGGUCUCCCUGCCCCAGGCCUCGAGGGAAGGUGACUGCUGUGAGAUUUCUGUGCCCCCAGUGGCAACUGGAAGACUUUGGUCUUCCAGUUUGGUCCCUGAUUUAGUUAAGAAGCAGUUAACUUCCAACGCUAACUCUGGGAGGAAUGACCUAGGAGGACGGGCAGGUACGUGAGUAUUG
Eubalaena glacialis (North Atlantic right whale) is the source of this 1875-nucleotide messenger RNA. RefSeq names its product solute carrier family 2 member 7 (gene SLC2A7). Lineage: Eukaryota; Metazoa; Chordata; Mammalia; Artiodactyla; Balaenidae. Gene Ontology annotation, molecular function: hexose transmembrane transporter activity. Gene Ontology annotation, biological process: monosaccharide transmembrane transport. The record is from RefSeq and is a predicted model, not a curated record. Gene Ontology annotation, cellular component: membrane.